Monodelphis domestica (gray short-tailed opossum) is the source of this 4262-nucleotide messenger RNA. It is a transcript of the gene PTCH2, whose product is annotated as patched 2. Gene Ontology annotation, cellular component: plasma membrane. Lineage: Eukaryota; Metazoa; Chordata; Mammalia; Didelphimorphia; Didelphidae. Gene Ontology annotation, molecular function: hedgehog family protein binding; smoothened binding; hedgehog receptor activity. The record is from RefSeq and is a predicted model, not a curated record. Gene Ontology annotation, biological process: negative regulation of smoothened signaling pathway.
GGCUCUGCCCCCUCCGCCACCUGGGUGGUCCUGGUCCUGCCCCGCCCCCCGCGGCGCCGUCGCCUAGCAGCGAGCGAGGCCCCCACAGCCAAUGGGAGCUUGAUCGUCCUCCGGGCCCGCCCUCUCCCCUCCCUUUUCUGGGGCUGCUGCUGCCGCUGUUUGAACAGAGCAAACUGAACCGUGCAGCAGACGGCCGAGGCUGGGGCCGGCUGCACACGGAGGAUGGAACCCGAGCCCGAGCCGCCGUGCCGGUAACGCGGGGUUGCCCGGCCCGGCAUGGCCCCGGGGGAGCUACUGACCUCCGGCCCCGCGGCCCCCUCCCAGGGCCGGGCCCCCCUCUGGCUGCGCGCCCACGUGGGCAGCCUGCUCUUCGGCCUGGGUUGCGCGAUCCAGCGGCACUGUGGCAAGGUGCUCUUCGUGGGGCUGCUGGCCUUCGGAGCCCUUGCGCUUGGUCUGCGUGGAGCUGCCGUGGAGACGGACCUGGAGCGCCUCUGGGUGGAAGUGGGCAGCAGGGUGAGCCAGGAGCUGCGCUACACGAAGGAGAAACUUGGGGAAGAGGCCGUGUACACGUCACAGACCCUAAUCCAAACUGCCCGCCAUGCCAGCGAGAACAUCCUCACCCCUGAGGCUCUGGGUCUCCAUCUGCAGGCCACCCUGGCAGCCAGCAAAGUACAAGUGUCCCUCUAUGGAAAGUCCUGGGAUUUGAACAAAAUCUGCUACAAGGCAGGGGUCCCUGUCAUUGAGAAUGGGAUGAUUGAGAGGAUGAUUGAGAAACUCUUUCCCUGCGUGAUCCUCACCCCGCUGGACUGCUUUUGGGAGGGAGCCAAGCUGCAGGGGGGCUCUGCAUAUCUACCGGGCCGGCCUGAUAUUCAGUGGACCAACCUGGACCCAGAGCAGCUCCUGGAAGAACUAGGCCCCUUUGCCUCCCUUGAGGGCUUCCGUGAGCUGCUGGACAAGGCCCAGGUGGGCCAGGCCUACGUGGGACGGCCCUGCCUGCACCCUGACGACCCCCAUUGCCCAGCCAGUGCCCCCAAUCACCACAGCAGACAGGUCCCAGACGUUGCCCGAGAGCUGAGUGGCGGCUGCCAUGGCUUCUCACGAAAGUUUAUGCACUGGCAGGAGGAGCUGCUGCUGGGCAGCCCGGUGAGGAGCCCUCAGGGCCGGCUGCUCAGUGCGGAAGCCCUACAGAGUACCUUCCUGCUCAUGAGUCCGCGGCAGCUGUACGACCACUACCGAGGAGACUAUGAGACCCACGACAUCAGCUGGAGCGAGGCCCAGGCUAGUGCUGUGCUCCAGGCCUGGCAGAGGCGCUUUGUGGAGCUGGCACAGCAGUCAGUGCCCCAGAAUGCAUCUCAGCAGAUCCACGCCUUCUCCGCCACCACCCUGGAUGACCUCUUGCGCUCCUUCUCAGACAUCAGUGCAGUCCGUGUGGCUGGGGGCUACCUCCUCAUGCUGGCCUAUGCGUGUGUGACUAUGCUGCGCUGGGACUGCUCCAAGUCCCAGGGGGCCGUGGGCCUGGCUGGAGUCCUGCUGGUUGCACUAUCUGUGGCCUCAGGCCUCGGCCUCUGCUCUCUGCUGGGCAUGACCUUCAAUGCUGCUACGACUCAGGUGCUUCCAUUCCUGGCACUGGGCAUCGGUGUGGACGAUAUGUUUCUGCUGGCCCACGCUUUCACCGAGGCCCCGCCGGGCACCCCCUUGCAGGAGCGGACAGGCGAGUGCCUGCAGCGCAUGGGCACCAGUGUGGUGCUCACUUCCGUCAACAACCUGGUGGCCUUCUUCAUGGCUGCGCUGGUCCCCAUCCCCGCCCUUCGGGCCUUCUCCCUACAGGCUGCUGUGGUGGUCAGCUGUAAUUUCACGGCCGUUCUGCUCAUCUUUCCGGCCAUCCUCAGCCUGGAUCUGCACCGGCGCCAUCGGCAGCGGCUGGACGUGCUCUGCUGCUUCUCCAGCCCCUGCUCGUCUCGCGUGAUUCAGAUCCAGCCCCCAGAGCUGGGCGAGAGCCAGAUGGCCAGAGGGGGGGCUCACCUCACGACGACGGUCCAGGCCUUCGCCCGCUGUGAUACUGCAGGCCAGCAUGUGGUCACCAUCCUGCCCCCCACGACUCACCUGGCCCCUCUGCCCACCGAGCCCCUGGGCUCCCAGCUCUUUGGCCCCGUGGGUUCGACCAGAGACCUGCUGGGCCAGGUGGCUGGGCCAGGACGGGGCCAGGUGUGCCGGCCACUCCCUUGUGCCCGCUGGAACCUAUCUCGAUUUGCCCGCUGUCAGUACGCCCCCCUGCUGCUCCAGCCGCGAACCAAGGGCCUGGUUCUAGUGCUCUUUGGGGCCCUGCUGGGUUUGAGCCUGUACGGAGCCACCUGGGUCCAGGACGGGCUGACCCUGACGGACGUGGUGCCCCGGGGCACCAAGGAGUACGACUUCCUGGCCGCCCAGAUCAAGUACUUCUCCCUGUAUGAGGUGGCGCUCGUGACCCAGGGGGGCUUCGACUAUGCCCGCUCUCAGCGGGCCCUGCUGGACCUACACAGCCGCUUCAGCGCCCUCAAGUCCGUGCUGGCGCCGCAGCCUCCGCGGAGCUGGCUCCAUCGCUACAGUGCCUGGCUCCAGGGGAUCCAGGCCGCCUUUGACCAAGACUGGGCAGCUGGCCGCAUCACACGCCACUCGUGCCGCAACGGUUCUGAGGAUGGAGCCCUGGCCUACAGGCUGCUGAUCCAGACAGGAGAUGCCAAGGAGCCCCUGGACUACAGCCAGCUGGACAAGCGGAAGCUUGUGGAUGCAGAAGGACUCGUCCUACCUGAGCUCUUCUACGUUGGGCUGACCGUGUGGGUGAGCAGAGACCCCCUGGGCCUGGCUGCCUCCCAGGCCAACUUCUAUCCCCCUCCCCCCGAGUGGCUCCACGACAAAUACGACAGCGCGGGCGAGAGCCUACACAUCCCUGCGGCCCAGCCCCUGGAGUUUGCCCAAUUCCCCUUCCUGCUGAGCGGACUCCGACAGACUGCGGACUUUGUGGAGGCCAUCGAGGGGGCCCGGGCCGCCUGUGCCGAGGCAGGCCGGGCGGGGAUAUGGGCCUACCCCAGCGGCUCCCCCUUUCUCUUCUGGGAACAGUACCUGGGCCUCCGGCGCUGCUUCCUGCUGGCCAUCUGCGUGCUGCUGGCCUGCACCUUCGUGGUCUGUGCCUUGCUCCUGCUCAGCCCCUGGACAGCUGGCCUCAUUGUGCUGGUGCUGGCCAUGAUGACCGUGGAACUGUUUGGCAUCAUGGGCUUCCUGGGCAUCAAGCUGAGCGCCAUCCCUGUGGUGAUCCUCGUGGCCUCCGUGGGCAUCGGUGUCGAGUUCACGGCUCACGUGGCUCUGGGCUUUCUGACCGCCACGGGCAGCCGGGAUGCGCGCUCGGCGCAGGCCUUGGAGCACAUGUUCGCCCCCGUGAUGGACGGGGCUGUAUCCACGCUGCUGGGGCUGCUCAUGCUGGCCGGCUCCGACUUCGAUUUCAUCGUCAGGUACUUCUUUGUGGUGCUGACGGUUCUGACGGGCCUGGGACUACUCCAUGGACUCGUCCUGCUGCCCGUGCUUCUGUCCAUCCUGGGGCCCCCCGCCCAGGUGUCUCUGCCCAAAGGAGGCAGCCGCCAGCCCUGCCCCGACCCGGGGUCCCUGCCUCUCGGUCCUGCUCACUUCUUCCUGGGCCCGAGCCCAGGCUUCAGGGCGCCCGAGAGGGGGGCAGGGGAUGCCUCGAGCACCUUCAUCCUGCCCCCAGCCCGCUCCCACAUCCUGGUGGAGGCCGGCAAGGACCCCAGCUUCCCAACCAUCACGGUGGUCCAGACCUACAAGGACAGCCCUCCUGGCCCUGGCCUCCCCCCCCUCACGGCCUCCGGGGGGGCCGAGGCCCGCUGGGGGCCUCACGCGAGCCCCGGCGCCUUCACCACCCUGACGGCCUCAGUCACGGUGGCCCUGCACCCGCCCCCGCUGCCGGGCAGCUACGUCCAGGAGGUCUCUGAGGAGCCCAAGGGCCCCGGCGCCCGCUGCUAGGAAGGUCCUGGCAGCAUCUAUGCAAAGCAGCUGUUCCUCCAAGGGAGGAGUGAGUGUGUGUGUGCGGGAGAGAGUGCGAGAGUGUGUCCCCGCCCCCCAGCCGCCUGGGGUCUGUCCAUCUGUCUGUCUGUGUCCGUGCCCGCCCCUGUCCUGCCCCAAAGUUAUUUAUAUGAAGAGGUUUAUUUUUGUAAAGCUGAUGGCUCAGCUGUAAAUCUUAUUUUUAAAGAGUAAAUAUAUACAUAUCUAUUCUC